This is a messenger RNA of Oncorhynchus masou masou (cherry salmon), 3519 nucleotides long. Its product is annotated as phosphatidylinositol polyphosphate 5-phosphatase type IV-like. Gene Ontology annotation, cellular component: axoneme; nucleus; Golgi apparatus. NCBI's taxonomy places the organism in Eukaryota, Metazoa, Chordata, Actinopteri, Salmoniformes, Salmonidae. The transcript is spliced from 11 exons. The coding region runs from base 241 to 2217 and encodes 658 amino acids. The record is from RefSeq and is a predicted model, not a curated record. Gene Ontology annotation, biological process: phosphatidylinositol dephosphorylation. Gene Ontology annotation, molecular function: inositol-polyphosphate 5-phosphatase activity; phosphatidylinositol-4,5-bisphosphate 5-phosphatase activity.
CAAUAAACAUCAACGAAGAAGAAAAACCAUGUCAAGUGAUCAUAGAGAAGUGGAAAGUUUGGUUUAGCGUUGGGAGCUAAACUAAAAAUAGCUAGCUAGUUAACGUUACCUCUAACGAUAUAUUCUCACAAUGUUGUAAUGGACGAAACUUGAUUUCGCUUUUCCCCAGCUAUAAUUGUUUUCUAGAUGACCUUCCAUGCCAUGGUACUGACAGACAUCUGACAGAAGGUGCAGCCUGGCAUGAGGAUGACUGAGAAUGGGGAGGACAGCAGCCCCUCUCAGCCUGAUGGAGUGUUACCUCGUGGAGCUCCUGGUUGGAAGGAUCCAGGAGUUAGCAGUGACACGAGGCCAGUGAACCCCUCUACAGAGGACAACAAACCCACCAAGCUCAUCGACACCCUGCAAUUCCCUCAGGAUGUACAAGACCAAAGCAGCAAGACCAGUCUCUACCAGCCGCGACCGCCCCUGCUCCCCAAGCCCCCUGCACUGUCGAAGGGAGGGAAGAGCGGUUCGAUGGAGGAGGUGAGAAGCAGAAGACUUAAGCACAGCCAGGAGAGUCUGACUGACCCAGCUGAGACUGGUUCCUCCACAGACUCUCUUAAGGAGGACUCGACAGUUACAGGUGUGUUCACCUUGAGCGGUGCUGCCACCUUAAGGAAUGGACAGGGCUCCAUCGUUGGACCCCUCUUAACUCCUACAGGGUCCCCUGUCUUCAGAGCCAGGGGCCAGAGCCUCUCCGAGUAUGAGAGGAGGCCCCACGACCACCACGGUGACCCAACAGAGCAGCGGGGGAGGCCCUUCAAGGUACGCCUCUCUCCCUUACAGCCAUCGGGUCCACUUCCUGCUCUGGAGCAGACCUUGGUGUCGGAGUCCUUAAGGACGGCUAAUCGGAUUGACAGGGAUUGCGUGGAUUAUGGCAUUGUGCCGGGGAGAGCUGGGCCUGAGAGGCUGCACCUGCACAGGAACCUGAGCGACAGCCGGCUUCUGGAUAACAUGGUGUUGGACAACACCUCUGUCAACUCCAUGAAGUCCACCUUCAGCGUGUUGAACCCCAUCAGACCCAGGGACGUCAGGAACAGGAGUUUUCUGGAGGGCAGCGUGCUGGGCAGUGGUGCCCUUCUGGGCGCUGAGGAGCUGGACCGCUAUUUCCCAGAGAGGAGAGUUGGCAUCUACAUAGCCACAUGGAACAUGCAUGGAGAGAAGGGACUUCCAAACAACCUAGAUGAUCUGUUGCUCCCGACAGACUCUGAAUUUGCACAAGACUUUUACAUCAUCGGAGUCCAGGAGGGAUGUCCAGACCGGUAUAGGACGACUGUGAGGGAAUGGGAGAUCCGUCUUCAGGAGACUCUGGGGCCGUACUACGUCAUGCUCUACGCAGCCUCCCACGGGGUUCUCUACCUCACUGUGUUCGUCAGGAGGGACCUCAUUUGGUUUUGCUCAGAAGUGGAGCAUGCCACGGUCACAACACGCAUCAUGUCUCAGAUUAAAACCAAAGGAGCCGUGGGGAUCGGCUUCACCUUCUUUGGCACUUCCUUCCUCUUCAUCACCUCCCAUUUUACCUCUGGAGAUUCCAGAGUGUACGAGAGGAUUCUGGACUACAACAAGAUCGUUGAAGCGCUUGCUCUGCCUAAAGUUCUUCCAGACACCAACCCUUACCGCUCCACAUCCUCGGAUGUGACAACACGGUUUGAUGAGGUUUUUUGGUUUGGGGACUUUAACUUCCGCCUGAGUAAAGACCGUGUGGAGGUAGAGGCCCUUCUAAACCAGAACCAGGGUGUGGACAUGGGUCCUCUUCUCCACCAUGACCAACUCUCCAAGGAAAUGAAGGAUGGUUCCAUCUUUAAAGGCUUCCAGGAAGCACUGAUUCAGUUCCUCCCCACCUACAAGUUCGACGUUGGCUGUGACGUGUAUGACACCACCUCUAAGCAGAGAACUCCCUCAUACACAGACAGAAUACUGUUCAGGAACAGGCACGUGGGUGACAUCAAAGUGAUAAAGUACACCAGCUGUUCAAUGAUCAAGACGUCAGACCACCGGCCUGUCAUCGGCAUGUUCCAGGUCAAACUCCGUCCUGGAAGAGACAAUAUUCCUCUGGGAGCGGGCCAGUUUGACAGGAGUCUGUACCUGGAGGGCAUCAGGAGGAGGAUCACCAGAGAGCUGAAGAAGAGAGAAGCCACGAAGGACCAGGGCAGCAGCACCAUCUGCUCCAUCUCCUGAACCUGGACCAGAAUCAAUCUGACCCAGCCACGAGGGACCAAAGGGAAACAGUCUUGUGGUUCCACUUCCAGCCCAGUUUGUGGGAGAAUCUGUUGGUUUUGUCUGAGGCCUUGUAUCCUCGCCUGCUUUUGAAAAAAGGUCAAAGGUAAUCGAGGAGCAGAGUCGAGAGGAAACGUAGAAACAAAUGUGCUUGUAUGAAAUGACUCGUUUUCCACUUGAGUGUCAUCAGGCAAAUUACAUGGACAGGGGUAGAAUCUCCAAAUAAAUGUGUAAAUGGAUACACAUUUAGCUAGUUGUGCGAGACAUUUUCUAGAUAAAAGUAACGUAUAGUUUUUAAAUGUGUGCAUACUUUUCUCCUUUGAGAAAACAACAGCUGAUCCAAAAGGGGUGUGGUGGAUAUUAAAACACUAGCCCAGGAUACUAUUGUGCAACCUCUCUCAGGGAGGAGAGGACGGACUUUUGCCCAAUUGAGAAUCUCCCUGUGAGUCAUGGAAGUCACGUAGGCUGAUCCAUGAGCGCCCCCUACUGAGAGCUGUUGGAACUGUCACUCAUGUGGUUUGGGGAGGGGCUGUUCUCGAAGGCAGGGACCUUGAGUUCAGACAGACUCCAGUCUGCAGACUCGGCAGUAAACUGGUCUAUUUAUACAGACCUUCUAUAAACAAGACUGAACUGGGGAAACUGACAUUGAAGAUUGAAAGGUAAUCAGUCACCCGUGUGUGCUGGUUGGCUGAUGUUGCUAUGAGUAUACUGUACUUAAUACGUUUUUUUUUUUUUUUUUUUACAUUUAUUUAACAAGCCAGGUUGGUAUGGUCCAUAUGUAAUGUCACUUUUUACUUGGUGUACCUGUAUUCAAAGGCCUUGUCAAUGCAUUUUCAUCAAACAGCUCUUAAGCAGUAUAAAGCACUUUCUUUGAUAUACCAAACUUUUGGGGUGUUCUUGGAUUUCCUCCAGUAAAGAAACAACUGAACCAUGAUUUCACAGAAAUGGACUUAUCCCUAUCAGAUUUAAGGGGAAUUUCAGUUAUUUUGAUGUUGCUUGAUGAACAUACAUUUCCUGCAAGUAUGGUGCUUAUUGAAUUAAGGCAUGGUGGCUUUUCUGGCAUUGUAUAAAAAACAUGUGUGAUUGAUAUUUGUGAAAUAUCUUGCUUAUUAACAUAUUGUUUAAUAUCUCACAUAAUGGAUACAGAACCAUCCUUUGCAAUGGUGAUGUGGAUCGUGUUGGAGCGGUUGAACUCUGGUUCAUUGCCUUAAUGUCAUCUGUCGUGACUAAAUUAAAUACACUCAUGUAACUUAAUAAAAAAAA